AUGACUUUAAGUAAACAUAUCGAUGCUGAAGCUUUAGAACAUAAAUUAUUAAAAAAACAUAAUGGUAAAAAGCUUUCCCAUCAUGAACAAUAUAUUUCCAAAUAUGAUAGUGAUGAAAAAAUCCCAAAGUAUCAAAUUCCAGAAGGUUCAUCCGAUAAAGAAUUAGUUUAUAAAUAUCUUACUGAAGAAUUAUCAUUAGAUGGUACUCCAACUUUAAAUUUAGCUUCGUUUGUUAAUACUGCCAUUGAUGAAGUUCAAUUGAAAUUAGUGGCUGAUAAUAUCGUUAAGAAUUUGGCUGAUAAUGAUGAAUAUCCUUCUUUGAUUGAUUUCCAACAACGUUGUAUUUCCAUCAUUAGUAACUUAUGGCAUGCUCCAACUACUCUUGAUAAAACUACGGGAAGACAAAAUGUUAAUACUGUUGGUGCUGCCACCACUGGUUCAUCAGAAGCUAUUAUGUUGGCUGGGUUAGCUUUCAAAAAGAGAUGGCAAGAGAAACAAAAGGCUAAAGGUAAAUCCAUUGAUAAUCCAAAUAUUAUUAUGGCUACUUGUGCUCAAGUUGCUUUAGAAAAAUUUGCCAGAUAUUUUGAUGUUGAAAAUCGUUUAGUUCCAAUCACUGAAGAUUCAGGUCAUGUUAUUGAUAGUACAAGAAUUAGAGAAAAUAUCGAUGAAAAUACCAUUGGGAUUUUUGUUAUUGUUGGAUCAACCUUUACUGGUGCUUUUGAACCAGUUGAACAAAUUUCUAAGCUUUUAGAUGAAGUUGAAGCUGAAACUGGGGUUGAUGUUAGAAUCCAUGUUGAUGGUGCUUCUGGAGGUUUUGUCGCUCCAUUUGUCUAUCCUCAUUUAAAAUGGGAUUUUAGAGUUUCAAGAGUUGAUUCUAUUAAUACUUCAGGUCAUAAGUAUGGUUUAACUACUGCUGGUUUAGGUUGGGUUAUUUGGAGAGAUCAAGAUUUAUUACCAAAAAGUUUGAAAUUCUCUUUGGAUUAUUUAGGUGGAGUUGAAGAAACUUUUGGAUUAAAUUUCUCUAGAGCUGGUUUCCCUGUUAUUUUACAAUAUUUCAAUUUCCUUCAUCUUGGAAGAGAAGGUUAUACCAAAGUGUUUAACAGUUGUAUUGAAAAUGCUAGAUUAUUCAGUAACAUUUUAGAAGAAUCUGAAUAUUUUGAAGUUUUAUCUGUGAUUCAUAAAAAGAUUGAGAAUGAUACUAUUAAAGCUGAAACUUAUACUGCUCAACAUCAUUCAACUUCAAAACAUUCUAAAUUAAGUAUUAGAAAUGAAGAAUUUUAUCCUGGUUUACCUGUGGUUGCAUUUAGAUUUUCUAAAAAGAUUAGAGAAGAAUAUCCUGAAAUUCCUCAAAGAAUCUUUUCAACUUUAUUAAGAAAUAAAGGUUUUAUCGUUCCAAAUUAUCAUUUAAGUCCUGAUGAAAAUGAUAAAGAAAUCUUACGUGUGGUUGUUCGUACUACUUUAUCCUUAAACUUGUUGGAAAAAUUAGUGGCUGAUAUCAUUGAUUCUAUUGAAUUAUUAAUUGAAUCAUGUAUUACUGUCCGUGAAAUGAUUACUGCUAAAGAAAAUACUGAAGAACAAAACAAGGAAGCUAUUUAUAGUUUAUUAUUAUCAAUUGCUUCAAAUGGUGUGGAAGAUGCUAAACAAUUCCAACAUAAGAUUAUUGAUGCUGAAGGUACUGCUCAUGGUAAAAAUAAAAAAUCUUAUCGUGGUACUUGUUAA
This is a messenger RNA of Scheffersomyces coipomensis, 1719 nucleotides long. It is a transcript of the gene GAD1, whose product is annotated as glutamate decarboxylase. The transcript has a single exon. The record is from RefSeq and is a predicted model, not a curated record. Gene Ontology annotation, molecular function: glutamate decarboxylase activity; pyridoxal phosphate binding. NCBI's taxonomy places the organism in Eukaryota, Fungi, Ascomycota, Pichiomycetes, Serinales, Debaryomycetaceae. Gene Ontology annotation, cellular component: cytosol. The coding region runs from base 1 to 1719 and encodes 572 amino acids. Gene Ontology annotation, biological process: L-glutamate catabolic process.